Molecule: messenger RNA, 765 nt
Organism: Camponotus floridanus (Florida carpenter ant)
Lineage: Eukaryota; Metazoa; Arthropoda; Insecta; Hymenoptera; Formicidae
Exons: 2
Coding region: 1-765 (254 amino acids)
Molecular function (GO): nucleic acid binding
Source: RefSeq, a predicted model, not a curated record
AUGUGCACAUGGACACCAUUGGACCGCUACCCAACAUUAAAAGAUACCGAUUACUACGUAACAAUGAUCGAUCGUUUCACAAGGCCUGAAGCAGUUCCAGUUCAAGAUAUUUCAGCGGACACCGUCGUGGAUGCACUUUUUCAUACCUGGAUAGCACGUUUCGGCGCGUCCACGACAAUCACUACCACUCAAGGAACACAAUUCGAAUCGCAACUGUUUAGAUCUCUGACUAAUCUUCUGGGAUGCAAACCAUUACCAGUUGCUCUGUUAAGAUUACGCACCAGCAUCAAAGAAGACAUAAAGGCCACAGCAGCAGAAUUGGUAUAUGGAACUACCCUACGUUUACCAGCCGAAUAUUUCUUCAACGAAGAUGUUGCACCAGAACCAAAGACUUUUAUACAACAUUUCCGAGAGCACAUGCGGAAUGUCAGGUCUACACCAACAGCCCAUCACAGUAAAAGGAAGACAUUCACGCAUAAGACUUUACAUAUAUGUACCCACGUCUUUGUGCGAGUGGACAAAGUAAAAGGCCCACUAGAACCACCAUACGAAGGACCAUACCCGAUAAGCGAAAGAAUCACAGAUCAUGUAUUUAAAGUUCUUAUUAAAGGAGAGACAGUUAACAUCUCAGUAGAUCGCCUUAAACCGGCAUUCAUGGAAGCAGGAUUUGAGGAAGAAGGCGAGUCAUCAUCAACGCAAGCCACGGAAACCAUCAAAUUGAGAGUUUACCCAGGCAAACGCGUUAGAUUCGCGGCUCAGUCUUAA